AUGCCCCUCUUCUUCUCUGGCGAGCGAGCGCUGCUAUCGCCUAGCACUCAGCGCCAAACGCCCACACAGGCAGUCCGCGCUGUUGCCAAGCAGCGGGAGAUUCGGAGCCCAGAAUCGGGGGAGGGGGUAUGAAAAACACUUAACUUUAGGCUAGAGGCAGCGCACACUGCAAUAGUGGCCAUCUAAACAUCUCUCCUUCUCGGGGGGGGGGGGGGGGGGGGGGGGGGGCAAGGGUCACACACUGGAGGUGGUAUGACGCAGUAGGCUCCCACAUGCAUGCACUCUUAUCUGUGGACAGUGAAUAGAAACGUUGAAAUGAAAUGGUUUUUCAAGAGGUUUGUGCUUUAGUUGGGUAAAAUAAGUUUGUGCCUGGCUACUGGCUCAGGAUAGUGAAUGUGAAUCCUUACUGGCCAUGAACUGUACUGUGUAUCAGAGUUUAAAUGUUCAAGAUUGUCACGUACGUUAAGAGACGGAUCAGACCAAGGUGCAGCGUGAAAGGCGUACAUGUUUAUUUAACUAAUAAACACACGACACAGUAACCAAAAUAACAAACUUAACCGUGACGGUCCAAAGGGCUAACACACAAGCCUAAACAGGAACACAACAAGAUCCCACAACACAGGCAGGAAAACUGGCUGCCUAAGUAUGAUCCCUAAUCAGAGACAACGAGCGACAGCUGCCUCUGAUUGGGAACCACACCCGGCCAAACAUAGAAAUACAAACCUAGAAUAAUCACACCCUGACCAAACUAGCUAGAGUUCUAUAGGCCAGGGCGUGACAAAGAUAUACAGUACCAGUCAAAAGCUGGUUGAGAGAAUGCCAAGAGUGUGCAAAGCUGUCAUCAAGGCAAAGGGUGGCUAUUUGAAGAAUCUCAGAUAUAAAAUAUAUUUCAUUUGUUUAACACUUUUUUGGUUACUACAUGAUUCCAUAUGUGUUAUUUCAUAGUUGUGAUGUCUUCACUAUUAUUCUACAAUGUAGAAAAUAGUAAAAAAUUAAGAAAAACCCUUGAAUGAGUAGGUGUGUCCAAACUUUUGACUGGUAGUGUACGGUGUGAAACAGGUGGUUGUGUAAAGAUAAUGACACAAUGGGUAAGCUGGAUACAUUCAUACUGUAUGUUGUUAUGAGUUUUUGUCUUCCUCUUCCCUCUCCUCUAUAGAUAGAUAGCUUCACCUACACACCAACACCUCCUGACACUCUAUUUACCCUGCUGUGUGUUGGAGGAAGUCCUUUAUUUGUACCGUGAACACCCCUCCACACAUCCUAUUUCCGUUCCCUCCUCCACUUCUAACUCUCCUCUCCUCUCUUCCACUCCUCUUCUCUUGAUUAUUUUCACCCCUUGGCCUCCUCCGUAUACAACCUCUGUGCCUCUCCUGUACUUCUCUCUCUCCUCCCACUCUUCUAUUCCUCCCUCCAUCCUUGCUGCCGUAAAUACACAUCACCUCUGUGUCUCUCUCCCUAGUCACUCCUCCCUGUGUGCUGCUAUCCUUGCCUUUCUUCACUCUCUCUGCCCUCCCUCCAUCAAAUGUCCUCUUCUGUUAGUGUGCGUGUGUGCAUGUAACAAUAUAACAUACCCCCUCUGUUCAUGUUAAUUUUCAUGUGACUGUUCAUGUUACUGUUCAUGUUACUGUUUGAUAUACUGUUCAUGUUACUGUUCAUGUUACCCUUCAUGUUACUGUUCAUGUUAUGUUACUGUUCAUGUUACUGUUCAUGUUACUGUUCAUGUUACCCUUCAUGUUACUGUUCAUGUUACUGUUCAUGUUACUGUUCAUGUUACCCUUCAUGUUACUGUUCGAGUUACUGUUCAUGUUACUGUUCAUUUUACUGUUCAUGUUACUGUUCAUGAUACAGUUCGAGUUACUGUUUGACUUACUGUUCAUGUUACUGUUCAUGUUACUGUUCAUGAUACUGUUCAUGUUACUGUUCGAGUUGCUGUUCAUGUUACUGUUCAUGUUACUGUUCGAGUUACUGUUCAUGUUACUGUUCAUGAUACUGUUCAUGUUACCCUUCAUGUUACUGUUCAUGUUACCCUUCAUGUUACUGUUCAUAUUACUGUUCAUGAUGCUGUUCAUCUUACUGUUCAAGUUACUGUUCAUUUUACUGUUCAUGUUAGUUAAGGAUAUGCUGCUAAUGAACAGGAGUCAGGAGGCCUCUCUAUGUAGGACAUACUGUAUGCUAGCUAGGUCUUGCAUAACAACAUCUGCUCUGAGAUCUCACUUCUUCCCUUAGAGUCAGACCCCAGGCUGAAUAAUCAUGACUAUUCUAGAAUUAUACUUUUUUACGGUUUAAUAAUUGGUGUAGCAGGACUAAUAUGUCAUGACAUAGUAAAGUAGGGUUCACACAGAUUUGGGCAGAAGCCUUUCUUUCCCGUGGUGUUCUACUCUGCUGGCUUCCUCUAAAACAUUGGAGAAUUGCCUUCAUAUUUAGGCAGAAAGCAUUCUCAUCAGUACUGAAAUAAUAUUUAGACAGAAAGCUUUCUCAUCAGUACAGAAAUAACUGUAAGUACUGUAACCUGUAUUUAAUCAGUAUAAAUAAGGAUGUGCUGUGAUCUCAGCUACCACAUUCAGCACUAUCAAAGCCACUGCUGACAGGUUGUUCUGAUUUAAUUGGAACUCUUAUCAUCAUCCACGCUACGCAAACCAGCGCUGCUGCCUCUGCAUAAUUAUAAUCUUUAGUCAUUUGUAACCUCUUUCAUUCUCUCCCUAUGCCACUAUCUCUCUGUAACGCAGCGGUUCCCAAACUAGGGGUCGCGACCCCAUGUGGGGUCACCUGAUAUGAAAAUGGGGUCGCGUUAGAAUAUAUAUACAGUACCAGUCAAAAGUUUGGACACACCUACUCAUUCCAUUUUUUUUUAUUUUUUUUUACUAUUUUCAACAUUGUAGAAUAGUAGUGAAGAUAUCAAAACUAUGAAAUAACACAUAUGGAAUCAUGCAGUAACCAAAUAAGUGUUAAACAAACACUCUUGGCAUUCUUUCAACCAGCUUCAUGAGGUAGUCACCUGGAAUGCAUUUCAAUUAACAGGUGUGCCUUCUUAAAAUUUAAUUUGUGGAAUUUCUUUCCUUCUUAAUGCGUUUGAGCCAAUCAGUUGUGUUGUGACAAGGUAGGGGUGGUAUACAGAUGUCAUGCGUCAGUGUGUAGCGGUAGGACGGAGUCAGGCGCAGCACACAGAACUUAGUAAACGACGUACUUUACUUAACAAAAGUAACAGAUUAUAUCUUCCACGCAGGGAAGAAAAAUACCAGCUCACAAGAAAGACAGCAAAACAACGAACAAUCACGCACAACACCAUGAGGAAACCAGAGGGUAAAAUAGGGAAAUAAAUUAACGUGAUGGGAAUCAGGUGUGUGCAAUCAAGACAAAACAAGUGGAACACAGAAACAUAGAUCGGUGGCAGCUAGUACUCCGGUGACGACGAACGCCGAUGUCACGAUCGUCAAAAGGAGGAGACCAAAGCGCAGCGUGUUGAGCGAACAUCGUAGACUUUUUUAUAAAGAAACCACGAUCAAAACAACAAACCAAAUAUGACGAAAGUGAAGACCUCUGUGACACUGACAGAACAAUGGAACAAAAACCCACAACCCACAUGAGAACACAGACAGAAUAAAUAUGGCUCCCAAUCAGAGAUAACGAGCCGACAGCUGACACUCGUUACCUCCGAUUGGGAGUCAUAUGACUAAACAAUAAACACACCCAAAACACAACCAACCGAAUACACCCUUACAACCACCCCCACAACAAAUACCCAACAAAACAAAUACACCCUGGCUCAAAUCCAGACGUCCCUGAGCCAGAGUGUUACAGUACCCCCCCCUAAAGGUGCGCACUCCGGGCGCACCAGCAUACAGUCUCGGGGAGGGUCUGGGUGGGCGUCUGUCCACGGUGGCGGUUCUGGCCCUGGUCGUGGUCCCCACCCCACCUUAGUCACCACCCGCUUCCCUAGCCUCCUCCACAUGACCACCCCCCAACUAAACCCCACUGGAUUAAGGGGCGGCACCGGACGAAGAGGCAGCCCCGGACUAAGGGACAGCACCGGACUAAGGGGCAGCACCGGACUAAGGGGCAGCACCGGGCUAAGAGGCAGCACCGGGCUAAGGGGCAGCACCGGGCUAAGGGGCAGCACCGGACUAAGGGGCAGCACCGGGCUAAGGGACAGUACCUGACUAAGGGGCAGCACCGAACUGAGGGGCAGAUCCUGGCUGGCUGGCUCUGGCGGAUCUUGGCUGGACGGCUCUGGCGGAUCCUGGCUGGACGGCUCUGGCGGAUCCUGGCUGGCGGAAGGCUCUGGCUGAUCCCGUCUGGCGGAAGGCUCUGGCUGAUCCUGUCUGGCGGAAGGCUCUGGCUGAUCCUGUCUGGCGGAAGGCUCUGGCUGAUCCUGUCUGGCGGAAGGCUCUGGCUGAUCCUGUCUGGCGGAAGGCUCUGGCUGAUCCUGUCUGGCGGAAGGCUCUGGCUGAUCCUGUCUGGCGGAAGGCUCUGGCUGAUCCUGUCUGGCGGAAGGCUCUGGCUGAUCCUGUCUGGCGGAAGGCUCUGGCUGAUCCUGUCUGGCGGAAGGCUUUAGCGGCUCCGGUCUGGCGGACGGCUCAGAAGGCUCAUGGCAGACGGGCGGCUUAUGCAGCGCUUGGCAGACGGACAGUUCAGACGGCGUUGGGCAGACAGACAGUUCAGACGGCGUUGGGCAGACGGGCAGUUCAGGCGCCGUUGGGCAGACGGGCAGUUCAGACGGCGUUGGGCAGACGGACAGUUCAGGCCCCGUUGGGCAGACGGGCAUUUCAGGCGCCGUUGGGCAGACGGGCAGUUCAGGCGCCGCUGGGCAGACGGCAGACUCUGGCCGUCUGAGGCGCAUCGUAGGCCUGGUGCGUGGUGCCGGAACAGGAGGUACCGGGCUGAGGACACGCAUCUCAGGGCUAGUGCGGGGAGAAGCAACAGGGCAUGCUGGACCCUGGGGACGCACCGUAGGCCUGAUGCGUGGUGCCGGAACUGGAGGUACCGGGCUGAGGACACGCAUCUCAGGGCUAGUGCGGGAAGCAACAGGGCAUGCUGGACCCUGGGAACGCACCGUAGGGUUAGUGCGUGAAGCAGGAACAGGCCGGGCUGGGCUGGCGACGCACACCGUAGGUUCUGUGCGUGGAGCAGGAACAGGCCGGGCUGGGCUGGCGACGCACACCGUAGGUUUGGUGCGAGUGGCAGGAACAGGCCGGGUCGGGCUGGCGACGCACACCGUAGGUUUAGUGCGUGAAGCAGGAACAGGCCGGGCUGGGCUGGCGACGCCCACCGUGGGCUUGGUGCGUGGAGUAGGAACAGCCCGGUCCGUACUGGGAACACACACCACUGGCCUUAACUGAGGAUCAGGAACGGGCCGGACCGGACUGGUAACACACAUCAGUCUCUCACGCCUUGCCGCAACAACUUCCCUUCCUCUACUCGCCAAUGGCUCCCGUAAUCCGAUAGCCCUCUCUCCACGUCUCCCUGUGGCAGCCUCCUGCUGCCCAGCCGCCCAAGCCAUGUGCCCCCCCCAAAAAACUUUUUGGGGUUGCCUCUCGUCCAUCCGACGAUGGCCCUGCUGACGCCAUUGCUCCUCUCCUGCCAGGUUCUCCCCCUUCAUCGCCCUCCGGUACCGGACGGCCUCCUCCUGCGUAAUAUGUCCCCAGCCGAGGAGGACAUCCACCAGCGUUCUCUCCUGCGGGUGUUCCCGUAUACGCUGCUUGGUCCUUUGAUGGUGGGUUUUUCUGUCACGAUCGUCAAAAGGAGGAGACCAAAGCGCAGCGUGUUGAGCGAACAUCGUAGACUUUUUUAUAAAGAAACCACGAUCAAAACAACAAACCAAAUAUGACGAAAGUGAAGACCUCUGUGACACUGACAGAACAAUGGAACAAAAACCCACAACCCACAUGAGAACACAGACAGAAUAAAUAUGGCUCCCAAUCAGAGAUAACGAGCCGACAGCUGACACUCGUUACCUCCGAUUGGGAGUCAUAUGACUAAACAAUAAACACACCCAAAACACAACCAACCGAAUACACCCUUACAACCACCCCCACAACAAAUACCCAACAAAACAAAUACACCCUGGCUCAAAUCCAGACGUCCCGGAGCCAGAGUGUUACAGCCGAAGCCUGCCCGAGCAAGGAGGAGGGGCAGCCUCGGCUGAAUUCGUGACAACAGAAGAUAGCCCUAUUUGGUAAAAGACCAAGUCCAUAUUAUGGCAAGAACAGCUCAAAUAAGCAAAGAGUAACGACAGUCCAUCAUUACUUUAAGAAAUGAAGGUCAGUCAAUAUGGAACAUUUCAAGAACUUUGAAAGUUUCUUCAAGUGCAGUCGCAAAAACCAUCAAGCGCUAUGAUGAAACUGGCUCUCAUGAGGACCGGCACAGGAAUGGAAGACCCAGAGUUACCUCUGCUGCAGGGGAUACGUUCAUUAGAGUUACCACCCUCAGAAAUUGCAGCCCAAAUAAAUUCUUCACAGAGUUCAAGUAACAGACACAUCUCAACAUCAACUGUUCAGAGGAGAAUGCGUGAAUCAGGCCUUCAUGGUCAAAUUGCUGCAAAGAAACCACUACUAAAGGACACCAAUAAGAAGAAGAGACUUGCUUGGGCCAAGAAACACGAGCAAUGGUCCUUUGGUUUGAUGAGUCCAAAAAUCCAACUGCUGUGUCUUUGUGAGACGCAGAGUGGGUGAAUGGAUUAUCUCUGCAUGUGUGGUUCCCACCGUGAAGCAUGGAGGAGGAGGUGUGAUGCUGACACUGUCUGUGAUUUAUUUAGAAUUCAAGGCACACUUAACCAGCAUGGCUACCACAGCAUUCUGCAGCGAUACGCCAUCCCAUCUGGUUUACGUUUAGUGGGACUAUAAUUUGUUUUUCAACAGGACAAUGACCCAACACACCUCCAGGCUGUGUAAGGGCUAUUUGACCAAGGAGAGUGAUGGAGUGCUGUAUCAGAUGACCUGGCCUCCACAAUCCCCCGACCUCAACCCAAUUGAGAUGGUUCGGGAUGAGUUGGACCGCAGAGUGAAGGAAAAGCAGCCAACAAAUGCUCAGCAUAUGUGGGAACUCCUUCAAGACUGUUGGAAAAGCAUUCCAGGUGAAGCUGGUUGAGAGAAUGCCAGGAGUGUGCAAAGCUGUCACCAAGGCAAAGGGUGGCUACUUUGAAGAAUCUCAAAUCUCAUAUUUAUUUUAAUUUGUUUAACACUUUUUCGGUUACUACAUGAUUCCAUAUGUGUUAUUUCAUAGUUUUGAUGUCUUCACUAUUAUUCUAAAAUGUAGAAAAUAGUAAAAAAAUAAAGAAAAACCCUUGAAUGAGCAGGUGUGUCCAAUCUUUUGACUGGUACUGUAUAUAUCGUCUUUGUAUCUCAAAAUCAUUGUAAUGUGGUUAACCUUAAAAAUCUAAAUGAAAAUUAUUGAAAUCUAAAAGAUCAAAUUCAACCAGAGAGUGCGCUUAGAUCAUGGGAAAAGGCUGCACUUGACUGUUGCGCUUCAAUCAGAAUGAUUCAAGUGCAACAGUCAAGUGCGGCCUUUCGAGCUGUCAUGUGACCGAAUGCUGCAGACAACGCAUUCACUGUUCACUAUGGAGGAGUUUUGGUUACUGACUCAAAGGGAAUACCAUGCCAUCUCCCUCAGAGCAUUAAAAGUCAUGGUACCCUUCGCCAGCUCAGAUCUGUGUGAAGCUGGAUUCAGCAGUGCUCUCGUCUGCAUUAAAACCAAAUAUGUGACCCGUUUCAAGAAGCUAGGCGUAUGUCGCACGUCACUACUUAACAGGAGAGGCAUUUGAAUGUUAAAAAAAUAAUAAGAAUCUAAAUGCGUUUUUUGGCAGAAAUGCCUUCUGGAAUAUGUGAAGUUUCAUGUGCCUUAAUAACAAACGUGUAUGCCAUCUGUAAAUAUGAAUGAAAUUGUUAAAUUACGAGCCUAGUUGGUUUAGCCACGGAAAAAUACAGGAACCUUCCCGCUAGCCAUGAUUAGCUGAGAUAAUAGAUGGGCUGGAUAUGCUGAGAGAUGAGUUCAGAUUGGUCUGCCAUGUAGCAUGCUUCUGUCGAUAACAUGAGCUGCUCAGUAUGUGUAGAUAGUUAACAGGCACUAUUGACAAAGAUCAGUGGGAAAAAGUUGUGAUGGACUACUUUCUGGAGGACGAUCAUGCCAUUCUGAUUCUGAAAAUGAAUCAGCCGAUGAGGAAAUCCCUGAUUUGUGUAAAAAAAAUGUAAUUGAACCAGACAUUGUAUAAUCUUCUGAUGACAGUGAUGGGGAAGAAACGCAGAUCAACAGUGUUGUUGUCACAGAAGAAGUUGACCGAGUUUUGAAAUCAGUGGAAUGCCCAGUGGAAGCAGAGAGAUGAUUGCCAAAUGCGGAGAGAGUUGAAAAGAGAACACAGGCGCUAUCGACAAAGAUCAGUGGGAAGAAGUUGUGAUGGACUACUUUCUGGAGGACGAUUGUGCCAUGCUGACUCUCUGACUCUGAAAAUGAAUCAGAUGAUGCUGAAAUCCCUGAUUUAGGUAAAACAUUUUUCAUUGAACCAGACAUUGUAUAAUCUUCUGAUGACAGUGAUGGGGAAGAAAUGGCGAUCAACAGUGUUGUUGUCACGGAAGAAGUUGACAGAGUUUUGAAAUCAGUGGAAUGCUCAGUGGAAGCAGAGAGAUGAUUGCCAAAUCCGGAGAGUCGAAAAGAGAACACCUGUCUCCGGAUUACAUCUUCAAACUAAGGGCAACCAUGGCAUCCAUGACAGAGAGGGAGAAGCGUUCAUCCAUGUAUACGGGUAAGAGUCUAGCUACAUUUUCAGAUAUUAUACGUUUCUAAUUUUGUCAGAAAGUCUUUUUCAUUGCAAGUUACAGCGUACUGCUAGGUAGCUAGCUAACGUUAGCUGGCUGGCUCGCUAGCUAACGUUACGUGUAUGAUCUGUGUAGUUAUAUUAUUUGUAUCUCAGAACUAUUUGCAUUGCUAGUUAUAGCCUAAUGUUAGCUAGCUAACCAUUUCACUGUACCGUUUACACCUUCUGUAUCCUGUGCAUGUGACAAAUAAACUUUUAUUUUAUUUGAUUUAGCGUGUGUUUGCCAGAGACGGUAAUGUGAAGAACAACAUGACCUGCACCAAAGUCAGAUUCUGAAAUAGGCCAAUGACUAGAUAAAGUGUAUUUUUACUACAACUUUUUGCUACUACUUUCACCACUUUUAGUCUUGAAGUCUUCGGUUGUUUACUACACUACCUUAUUCACUCUGUUUAGCACAUGACUUCACAUGUGAAUCCUUAAAGAGAUGGGUGGGGCUAACGCUUAAGAGGGUGUGAAUGAGGCUGAAUGGGUGUAGACAAAGAAGAGCUCUCCAGUUGGUGUACCAAAACAUUUUCUCAAAAGUGGGGUUACAGGUUUAUCAACAUUCAAAGCAGAAUACUUUCUCAUUGUUCCUCAACUGCAGUGUAUGCUAUACAAUUUUCUCAGAAGUAGAAAGCACCUUUUCAAAUUUUGCUACCGAAUCCAGGUGGUGGGUCACAUAUCGAUCCAGGUUGGAUGUGACAGCAGAGAUGAGGUGCGCACUGUUGACCACGCCAACCUGACUUUGAGAAGCUCCGAUGCGACAUGCAUCAAGCACACCCUUCUCAUUACAUUUUAGUCAUUUAGCAGACACUCUUAUCCAGAGCAACUUACAGUUAGUGAGUGCAUACAUUAAAUUAUUAUACUGGCCCCCCGUGGGAAUCAAACCCACAACCCUGGCGUUGCAAACGCCAUGCUCUACCAACUGUGCUACAUCCCUGCCGGCCAUACCCUCCCCUACCCUGGACGACGCUGGGCAAAUUGUGCACCGCCCCAUGGGUCUCCCGGUCGUGGCCAGUUACGACAGAGCCAUUACAUUUACAUUUACGUCAUUUAGCAGACGCUCUUAUCCAGAGCGACUUACAUUAUUCUUCUUUUUUUUUCUUUUUUCAUACUGGCCCCCCAUGGGAAUUGAACCCACAACCCUGGCGUUGCAAACGCCAUGCUCUACCAACUGAGCUACCUCCCUGCCGGCCAUUCCCUCCCCUACCCUGGACGACGCUGGGCCAAUUGUGCGCCGCCCCAUUGGUCUCCCGGUUGCGGCCGGCUACAGCAGAGCCUGGAUUCGAACCAGGAUCUCUAGUGGCACAGCUAGCACUGCGAUGCAGUGCCUUAGACCACUGCGCCACUCGGGAGGUUAGUGGUGGUGAGAUAAUGGUGCUUUCAAGACAACUGGGAACUCUGAAAAAAACAAGGUCAAAUCAUGACGUUAGUGAUCUUCAGGUUGGAAAGUCUGAGCUUUAGAAAGAGGCCUGAGUUCCCGACUUGGAAUUCCGAGUUGGAUGACAGGUCAAACUGAUUUUUCCCAGUCUGAGCUUUUUUUUUUUAAAGUUCCCAAUUGUCUUGAAUGCACUGAAGUCGGAAGUUGGAUACUUCCGAGUUCCCAGUUGUUUUGAACGCGGCAAUUGACUGUCAUAGCCCCACAUUAAAAGUAUGUGAUCGUGAAUUGAGAAGACAAUCAGAAAUACUGUUAGAAUGUUUUGCAAUUGACUGCCAUAGCCCCAAAUAAAAAAGUAAACAUUGGCUGUUAAUUAUUUGGUUUUUUUUCACAUGGUUGGGGUCCUGAGAAUUUUCAGAUAUCAAAAUGGGUUUGUGGACGAAAAAAGUUUGGGAACCCUUGCUGUAACUGCUUACAGUAUGCUGAUACAUCGAUUUAUUUGGGACCCUGACACACGCAAAGUUAUGGUCAAUUCCAGUUCAAGUCAGCUGAAUUGAAAUGCAAGUCAUGAAAAGGAAAUGUAUCAAUAUUUGAGUAUGCAUGACAUAGUUCAAAUAGAGCCCAACUUUCUUGUCACUCACCCAGCUUACUGUAACCCGCACUCUCUCAGAUCUGCAGUAUCUCUCGUCGCUUGGCUAACUCUCUUCCAUUAAUAUCUCAUAGUUAUCCGCAACUUCUUUCCCCAAAAUAUUUUUAACUCCACUUACUCCCUCUUACCCAUUUAGCUACAUCUGUAUGAGGGACCACUUUAAACUAUUUUCUUGGUCAGGUGUACUCCAGGUGACCUGCUGAAGUGUGUGAGCAGCGGAAGUGAGUGAGGUCUCUCCCUGGCCUCUGCACCACACGCAGCAGGCCCCCAUGCUAAAUGACCGGGGCUGUGUGUCCUUGUCUGACAGCAGCUGCUUGCCUCAGUGAGAGGGCUGCUAAUUACAUGCUAAUUCAACUCAACCAAGAGCUCUCCACUCUCUCCUUUCCAUUCAGCCAUGCUUAGACGCUGCAGAUGGAAUUACUCCAGAUUUUUUGGAAAAGGAUCAUUUAGAUUUUAGAGUGACUUCAAAAAGCUUAUGGAUUUUAUGUGCACUUUUACUGUGUUACAGAGUGGUUUGACUUUGUUAUAGAAGAAUCCAGAACAGCAGUGUGGUACAGUGCAGUGUUGGGUUAUAUAACCCUUUAGAGUGGUCAGAGUUUUCAGAUAAUCCCCCCCUCUCUCUUUCUCUCUCUUCUUCUUUUUCUUCUCUCUCUCUCUCUCUCUCUCUCUCUCUCUCUCUCUCUCUCUCUCUCUCUCUCUCUCUCUCUCUCUCUCUCUCUCUCUCUCUUAUUUAUAUAUAUAUAUAUAUAUAUAUAUAUAUAUAUAUAUAUAUAUAUAGUGGCGUUGGUGCCAUUUAUUAAUUAACAUGGCCUUAUUUCUAUUACAGCAUAUUGGAUGACUGUCAUUCAUAUUCCAUUCACCCAGAUCAAUGUAACAUUGAUAGGUUUAGGCUACUACAUGAUACUUGAAUUUUCCCUGUACCUAUCAUGAGGUUGCUACAACCUAGCCUAUGAAUGAAUGUUUACAACGUAGGUGCAUCGGUCGAGAGAAUUUGGAGUAAUCAAGGUGACAGACAGUCACCAGCCUUGCACACUCUUGCCUGCAUCUAGCUGACCUAGGGUGUAAUCAUUAGUCUAACAGUUGCAAACAAGAGUUUCUAUUGAACAAAUUCAGGUAUGUUUAUCCCUGUUUCAUUCCGUUUCCUUCCGUUUAAGAUACAUUUUUCAACAGAAUCGGCGCAAUGAAUACACCCCUGAUCACACGCAUACACAGUUCACUUUCAAACCAGACACAUACAACAGCUCAUUGUAUAUAUAAUUCCUUAUCGCAUCUAUCUAUGCGCUCUCUUCCUCUCACCUUUUCCCUUUGCUUGUGGACUUCAGUUUACAACACAUCAGCUGUCUGUGACUAGGUGAAAAAACCUUUCCAAGCCAAACCUUCAUAUCAUGACCGUUAACCGCUACACACAGCCUACAUCGUUGUCACAUCAUAGUCAACAUAGCUACUAGAACUAAUGCGUUAGUAAACCCGCUACAAUCAUGCAGUACGGUGUAGUCAGCAGCAAUCAGUUUAGCAGUUACACCGGCGAGCCCCGGUGGCAAUAAAUUAAUAAAACCAAAAGCUUACCUUGACUUGGAAGAGUUCCAGUGUUGGAUAGCCAUAGCCAGCUAGCUAACAUAGCAUCCCUCUCUGUUUGAGCCGUGUGUUUGAGUAGGCUAAACUAGCUAGCUGCAUUUGACACUAGCUAAGUAAGUGAAAGUGAAAAUCAAAAAAUAUAUACUACGAAAUAUAGCUAGAGCUGUCUCGCUCUCGCUCUCGCUCUCGCUCUCGCUCUCGCUCUCGCUCUCGCUCUCUCUUGCUUCUCCUUAAUUUUGGAAGAAAUUAAUUUGUUUAACAUUGUUCAACUAUUGUCUUUCUCUCUCUUUGAGUCAACUACUCACCACAUUUUAUGCACUGCAGUGCUAGCUAGCUGUAGCUUAUGCUUUCAGUACUAGAUUAACUCUCUGAUCCUUUGAUUAGGUGGACAACAUGUCAGUUCAUGCUGCAAGAGCUAUGAUAGUUUGGAGGACGUCCUCCGGAAAUGGUCAUAAUUACUGUGUAAGUUUAUGGAAGGGGGUGAGAACCAUGAGCCUCCUAGGUUUUGUAUUGAAGUCAAUGUACCCAGAGGAGGACAGAAGCUAGCUGUCCUCCGGCUACACCAUGGUGCUAUCCUACAGAGUGCUGCUGAGGAUACUGUAGACCUUCACCGCAAAGCAGUGUGUUUUAAUCAAUUAUUUGGUGAUGUGAAUAUAUUUUGGAUAGUUUUAUCUAAAAAGGAUGUUUGAUACCAUUCCAUUCAUUACCACAAGCCCGUCCUCACAAGUUAAGGUGCCACCAGCCACCUGUGAUAUAUACAGUAUAUAUAUGUCCAUCUCCUUUAACACCUUCUAACUCACUCUCACACACUCUCUCUGUCUGUUAAUUAUUAGGCCUUUUUUUGAAUUCCCAUAUGUCUCUUCUCUACUUCAUGUCCUCAGUCCAUGGUCUUCUUUUGUGAAGUUGGAUUCCAUCUCUGCACUUUCUCCCAGACAGUCAAUAGAAUAGAAGAUGAUGUUGCGAGGUCAGGGCGGUUGGCUGCCUCGCUGCCUCUGAGGAGUGUCAUUGUUUGCAGCAGCUCUGUACCUUUGUUAUCCUUCACUCCCUGAGGUUGUUAGUAACUUCAGUAUGGCGGUCAUGUACAUUGCAAUUCACUAUACAUCAGCUUCUUUUAAUCUCUCUUUAUCUACAGUAUAUGUCUCUCAUGUUUACUACCAUUGCUGCUUCACUCAAUGUCAAUGCUGUUUCUUGUUUCUUGUUUCUUGCUUCAAUUCAAUUUUCUCUUUCUGUCUUCAUUUUUGCAUCAUCUCUCUGUCUCUUUUCCUCUCUCUGUGUGUGUCUCUGUCUCUUUUUUGGUCUUUCUUAAGUGUCAGGCAGUCACCAUCUUACUCAAGCUAUCCAAUCUCUGCUCCCACAACCCCUACUGCAGCCAGCCCCUAUGCCACCCUCCUCCCCACCAGUCUGACUGUUAACAGCUUCUUCAGCCUCCAUCAGUACUGCUGCCCCUCGUCUGCCAAACACUCGCAGCAGGCAAGGUAAGGGCCACCUAAAGGCCUUCAAAAGAAUCCCAAGAACCUAUGAAUACCUCACAACAAUCCUUACUUCCUGCAAGACCCUUAGAACCCUAAAAAUAUCCCCAGUCCACCACUCCCCUGCCCUGGUCACCAACCCUACCUUCAAAGCUUGCCCUCCCUUUCUCCUUCCUACAAAUCCCCUUCAAUCCACUGGUUCUAAACCCCUGGUUAACCCUAACACCCUUACCUUAUACCCAGCCCCUAACCUGUGCAAGAACCCUCCAUUGUUAUGUCACCUCAUCCUCUCACCAUCUUUCACCACCUGCUUUGCCUUUCAUCACCUUGCCUCCUAUACACCUGUGGGAAUAUGUCACCAGUUCACCCCUGACCCUAGCCUGUGCCAUACUGCCAUGCUGCCUCCUCAUCUUUCUUCCUAUCAGGAGUCCUUACUGUUGUUGUCUCCAUCUUAACAGCUGUGUCUGAGAGGGGAAGAGAGAUGGCUACCUCUUUAACAGCUUAACACAGAGCCAGAGAGCUCACUUAAAAAGGGCCUUUAUACAAAGAGCGAGAGAUGUCCUCACUCAGAGAAGAGAAAUAACAAUCAUCUUGGAUGAGUGGAGGGUCUGAGGGUGGUCUGAGUCACCACUAAACCCACUGAAUCUGAGGACGCACUCAAGAUAGCCACGCAUCGCUUUCUAUACAAGGCGCAGUCGAGUCGUAAUCUGAGCGAUCGACUCUCUCAUGAUCUUGCUCGCUUUCUUUUAGUUGGUUAUUCUUGAGUCCCUAUAUCUCUCUCCGGAGCUCUAGUAGCUCAUCGCUCGAUCUCUCUAGUCUCGUACUCUCUCUCUCUCUCUCUCUCUCUCUCUCUCUCUGCCUCAACAUGGCCUUGUGAUGAACUUGAACAGGCACCAGCUUCAGUGCAUCAUGCUCCAGGACUGCCAUCUAUUGGGAGAGGAUGUACAGGCCUAGUGUGCAGUCAAUGGGCACUAGUUAGCAUUUUUGCAUGGACAGAGUAUUAUGGAAAUAUGACCUAGAAUACAGCAGCUGAUGGCUAAGCAACACAAAUGAUAAUGUAGCCAUGAUAACACAUUUGGGUGGCUCAUUUGCAUGUAGUGUUGCCUAGUCUUAAAUAUUUAAAAUGUUAUCCAACAAUCCUUAGGGAUGGAUUGAAAUUUGCAAUAUCUUGCACACGGACUAGUCUAUAGCCUAUGUUCUGUUCAGUUUGAGAAGGAGAGCAUGAAGAUGAGAAGGAGGACUGGAGGUCAACUUUCAUAGCUUGCUACUACUAUAAUUGACUAAAUAAUUGAAUGAAAACAAUGUUUCUUGCCCAUUAUGUAUUUAUCAGAGUUAUUGACCUCACAAUAAGCCAGAUUCAAGUAAUUUACAUUAUGGUGCUGAAACUUGAAGCAGCAGCUGCGUCACAAUCAAUCGGAAAUAGACAUUUCAUGGUGCUGAAAGUAGGCAAAUUCGAGUAGGCAUAAUUCAUUUCAACCGUCUUCAUUUUAAUUAGACUUGACUAACAACAAGAGAGCUUUGUGUUGGAGCAUAUUUCUCACUAUUUAAGAAAUAAGAUGUAGGCCUACAUUUUUGACAGACGAAAUUAAGCUAUAGGCUGCUAUAUCCAUAGAUUUGUAAGUCAAUUCCUCAACCCACCAUAUACUCUUUUAAUAGCCCAGUGAAGGGCUGUUAAGUUAAAACCAGGAUUCAAAUUGAGGGGUAUGACAGCGUAUGCCAUAGGCCUACCUUUUAUUAAAGAAAAUGGCAAAAAGCACAGGCCUAACCCUUCUUAGCUUAAAACGGAUCCGAUAAUAUAAAGUGAUCUAUAACAGCGCUUUGGUCCGCGAUGCUUUAUGCUUGAAACAAGCUAUAAAAUAUGCAGAUGCAUAUGGGAAUGUCAUUGUUUCGUUUCUUUGAUAUUCAGAGGCUGAGAUACAACCUUCUAUAGCCGAGGAGACUAAACAUAGACUUUUCUUGGGAAGUAAUCUAAUUCUGUCACUAUCAAUUGAUUAAGCUAUUCACUUUCUGUACAACAGAACAUUUUUAAAACCCAGACAGCUUUUAGGGAAACACUUGUGACGUUCUCUCGUUGGGUUAAGCCACGGAAGAGUAGCCAGCAUUUUUCUGCAUCGGUAGGCCUACUCUGUCUAGGGUGGAAAGGUAGGCCUAACUUUUGAAAGUACAUGCUCAGAUUCUUAAUGAUGUCUUUGGAAACAGGGGCAGCUUUGUUGCAAACAAGACACACUGAUUUGGCAUUGGAUAAAUAUGAUAAGAUGAACACACAGGCCUAUCUCUCUGUCCAUUCUUAGCCUGUAAUUUCGGUAAUAUGUGUGAUAUUAAAAAAUAUUCUGCUAUUAUGUAAAAUGACAUAGAAUUGUAUGGAAUGUUUAUUAAAGGCAAUUUUUUCUCGGACCUGCAAAUACCUUGAUCGACUCAUGCAAUGGUUUUACUAUAAAGGAGAUCUUUCCACUCCUACUCUUGUCCACGGUGGUUUGUGAACCCACAACCUUCUGGCCCACAGCCCUGUGCGCUAUCAAAAUUCCUGCGUUGCCAUAUAAUGCUUGCAGGACGAAGAACAGUUUAUUAAAGUGCAUAUCUAAAGCUCUGGUCUGUCGAAGAAGUGAGGGUAAAUGGUAUACAUGUUCUCUGCUAUCCACUUUGUUUUAAUUAUUAUUUGGGGUAUAGGUUGGGUCACUUUAUUUUCAAGCGUUCAGGGAGGGUUUAGGUCAAAUAUAUUUUGCUGAAGGGAGGGCCAUCCAUUUUCAUUUCAGAGAGGUCCGAUUUUCUCCAUGUAACCAUUAUUAUAAAUAACAUUCACUCCCUUAGCUUUACUAUGAUGAUAUUGACCUCUGGCUUCAGCUGACUCAUAGACACAGAAACUUGACUUCAAAGUGUUUCCUUUUUACACAAUUAGGAUAUGACAGGAACAUUUCGACAGCCUCCUGCUCCUCUCUUCUCUCAGUAUCAUUUCCACCAAUGUAGGCUUUGAUCAGCUUUUUGUCAUGUAUUUCUGUCUCAUGCUUUUUCUCUUUUUCUUGCUAUCUGUUUUCUCUGUUUCUCUGUGUAUCUGUCUGUCUGUCUCCUUCGUCACCCUCCCUACUUCCAUGUCUUCUUCCCUCACUCUGUAUCCUUCCCUCCCUCCCUUUCUCUCUGUCUGUCUAUCACCCUGUCUCCCUCCCUCUCUCUCUGUCUGUCUCUCGCUUUACCCAUUCCCGUUGGUUCCUCAGUGAGGAGUGUGAGGAUGAAGCGUCCCAUCAGUUCUGUUGUCCCUCCUCAGGGUGCAGUAGCCCCUCCUCUCGAUAACCCUGCACUUUGAUUGGUCUCUUGGCAUCAAGCUGGACAGUUGAUUGGUCUCAUGGAGUCAAGCUGGACAGCUCAGCCAAUCACCUGAGUCACACUUUCAGUCUCUAUGAGGGACUCUUGGAGGCCCCUUCACUACAGUUUAACAGUUGAAUGACACUGGACAGAGCCCCAGUCUGGAUGGAUUUAAACAGAAUUAUCCUUCUUUAGUUGCAUGUGAAUUGUAGUCUCAUUGUGAUAGUUGUUGUGAUAGUGAUUUACCAGAAAAUAUGACUCAGUGGUAGUUAGAUUUAACUGUAUAUCUUUGUCUCUUAUUUGCUCACUGUCUGAGAUCAUUAUUCUUAUUUGCUCAUCUCACCCAUGUCACCUCAGUUUUAAAGUAGCCUAGUCAUUCUUUGUGUUCAGCAGCUACUACACUGCCACCAAAGUCUUAUCAUCACACAAUGAGAUUAAACAAAAAAAAGCUUUCAAUUUCAACGGGUUGAAUGUCCUGGUAUUUGUUUGUGUUUGUUUAGAAAUGUUAGAGGACAUUGAUCCGUAUCUGAAAUAAAGAUAUCAUAAUUGGUGCAGAGAAGAAUUUAGAAAAUGUCCUGAUGUACUACACCCAUCAUAAUUUCCCACUGUAAAUGUAGUUGUAGUGUAGACCUCUGGACAGCAGAGGGCAUAGUGAUUAUAAUCUCAAUGGUAGAGUAGUCCUACUGUACUUCUCAACUGUGUCUCUGAGACACAUACAGUAGCUGACCGGUAACUGUGGGCACAGGCAUCUUCAAUAAAAUGUUGGUGGCCAAUAGAAAAUGAUAUCUGUGUGUAUUUAUGAUGUAUGUGUGUUUCCUUUACUCUAAUCACCCAGUAGACCUACACAUGAACACACCCACACACUCAUGAAGGUAUAGCAGUAUACAGUAUAGCAGAAAUGCAGUAUGACAUGACAUAAUACCCCAGGUAUCGAACUGUAUAGACCAGACUCCAUUCUGUCAUUGGUGUGAUUUGAAUGAGAAGUAAAUGAUCAUCCCCUCUGACCCUUUCUCUCCCGUCUAUUCUGUUGUGACUGGUGUGUGUGUUUGUACUAUUUGCCACUGUGUAAUAGAGUGUGUGCCUGCCUGUCGGUCGGUCAGCUGGGUAAUGUGAGAAGGAAAGAAGCAGGGGGAGGGAGGGUGAGAGAGUUUGGGUGGGGUGAGUAAGUUCAGAGCUGUCAAAAGACUGUAAAGAAUAUAGCCUUGCAACUCUGCAGGGUGAGCGAAAUAAUGUGAGUGUGUGUUUGUGAAGUGUGUGUGUUUGUUAUCACGCUACACCAGUCCGUGUGGGACCUCUCGUUAACUUCAGCAGCACGGUAAGGACUCUUGAUUUCACUCCCAAACUUUCUGUACAGCACAACAGACAUGACAUGCUGUAAGUAGUGGUAAGUCUUGAGUGAUUGUCAGUUGGAUUGUAUGUAAAACGUGUGUGUAUGCACUGUAUGUGCUUAUUAUAGAGCUGACUGAGUCAGUAUGGUGGACCUACUGUGGAGCAGGCACGUGUGUUACGAAGGCUGUUUCAUUCAGCUCCAGUCUAUGCCCUUGAUAUAUUUAUUUAUAUUUGAACAGCUUCUAUAGAUACUAUGACUGUGUAUGGACAGUUAACUGUACACAAUGGUGUCUAGUGAAGAUACAUCAGGGUUAUUGGUAGUGUUCAUUACAGUAAGUUCAUGUUUGCGAGUGUACAGGAGGAGUGUGAUAAUGAAUGGCCAUUACCUGUGACAUAGUGGAUGUCGUUAAAAUGAAAGAGAGCACUUGCUGAGACCAGAGCAGAUGGGUUAUGUCAGGGGCUGUCACUCCCUGUUGCCAUCGCAAACACACACACACAUACACACACACACACACACACACAAGACAUAGGUAUGAUGUAGUUACUGUAUGUAGUAAGGAAAUUGGGUCAAUGUUGCUGAAAGAAAAAGAAAGAGUAAAGGGAAUUUGGGUUUACAGCCUUUCAAAUGUUAUGUAUUGAGAGGUACAGUAGUGUGUAUAUGUACAGUAUCAGUAUGUGAGUAAUGUCUGUGAGAGGAGAGAGGGUUAAAAACAUGUUUUUGGUUGGAGAUUAUCAGAGAGUCAGUUAGAUGGAGGAGUGGAAUCAUUGGAUGGAGUGUAGGAGGCAGAAGAAUGCUGGAAUCUGACAGAUGAAUGAUUUGUUUGUUCUCUCACAGUAUUCACUUCUGAGUUCUACAAUGAAAGUUAUUCAACUCAUGGGUAAAUGUGUUCAUUUCCUGUUUCAGACAUUUUGUAAGAGAGACAUUACCUAUCUUUCCAUCAUUACUAUAAUAUAGCCGUUUGAUGAUGUGACGUUAUCACUAAAUUGCGAUGAUGGUUCAUACACUACAUGCCCAUAAGUAUGUGGACGGGGACAUUGUCAUGCUGAACCAGGAAAGGGCCUUCCCCAAACAAAGUUGGAAGCACAGAAUCGCCUAGAAUGUCAUUGUUUGCUGUAGCAUUAAGAUUUCCCUUCACUGGAACUAAGGGGCCUAGCCCGAGCCAUGAAAAACAGCCCCAUUAUUCCUCCUCCACCAAAUUUUACAGUUGGCACUAUGCAUUGGGGCAGGUAGCCUUCUCCUGACAUCCGCCAAACCCAGAUUCGUCCGUCGGACUGCCAGAUGGUGAAGCGUGAUUUAUCACUCUAGAGAACGCGUUUCCACUGCUCCAGAGUCCAAUGGCGGCAAGCUUUACACCACUCCAGCCGACGCUUGGCAUUGUGCAUGGUGAUCUUAGGCUUGUGUGCGGCUGCUCGGCCAUGGAAACCCAUUUCAUGAAGCUCCCGACGAACAGUUAUUGUGCUGACGUUGCUUCCAGAGGCAGUUUGGAACUUGGUAGUGAGUGUUGCAACUGAGGACAGACGAUUUCUACACGCUACGUGCUUCAGCACUCGGUGGUCCCGUUCUGUGAGCUUGUGUGGCCUACCACUUUGCGGCUGAGCCGUUGUUGCUCCUAGACGUUUCCACAUUACAAUAACAGCACUUACAGUUGACCGGGGCAGCUCUAGCAGGGUAGAAAUUUGACGAACUGACUUGUUGGAAAGGUGGCAUCCUAUGACUGUGCCACGUUGAAAGUCACUGAGCUCUUCAGUAAGGCCAUUCUACUGCCAAUGUUUGUCUAUGGAAAUUGCAUGGCUGUGUGUUCGAUUUUAUACACUUGUCAGCAACGGGUGUGGCUGAAAUAGCCGAAUCCACUAAUUUGAAGGGGUGUCCACAUACUUUUGUAUAUUCAGUGCAUUUGGAAAGUAUUCUUGACUUUUUCAAAAUGUUGUUACGUUACAGCCUUAUUCUAAAAUUGAUUUUUUUUUUAAUUUGCCUCAUCAAUUUACAGUUGAAGUCGGAAGUUUACAUACACUUAGGUUGGAGUCAUUAAAACUCAUUUUUCAACCACUCCACAAAUUUCUUGUUAACAAACUAUAGUUUUGGCAAGUCGGUUAGGACAUCUACUUUGUGCAUGACACAAGUAAUUUUUCCAACAAUUGUUUACAGACAGAUUAUUUCACUUAUAAUUCACUGUAUCACAAUUCCAGUGGGUCAGAAAUGUACAUACACUAAGUGCCUUUAAACAGCUUGGAAAAUUCCAGACAAUUAUGUCAUGGCUUUAGAAGCUUCUGAUAGGCUAAUUGACAUCAUUUGAGUCAAUUGGAGGUGUACCUGUGGAUGUAUCUCAAGGCCUACCUUCAAACUCAGUGCCUCUUUGCUUGACAUCAUGGGAAAAUCAAAAGAAAUCAGCCAAGACCUCAGAAAAACAUGUGUAGACCUCCACAAGUCUGGUUCAUCCUUGGGAGCAAUUUCCAAAUGCCUGAAGGUACCACGUUCAUCUGUACAAACAAUAGUAAGCAAGUAUAAACACCAUGGGUCCACGCAGCCGUCAUACCGCUCAAGAUAGAGAUUAACGUACUUUGGUGCGAAAAGUGCGAAUCAAUCCCAGAACAAUAACAAAGGACCUUGUGAAGAUGCUGGAGGAAACAGGUACAAAAGUAUCUAUAUCCACAGUAAAACAAGUCCUAUAUCGACAUUACCUGAAAGGCCACUCAGCAAGGAAGAAGCCACUGCUCCAAAACCGCCAUAUAAAAGCCAGGCUACGGUUUGCAACUGCACAUGACUACAAAGAUCGUACAUUUUAGGGAAAUGUCCUCUGGUCUGAUGAAACAAAAAUAGAACUGUUUGGCCAUAAUAACCAUCGUUAUGUUUGGAGGAAAAAGGGGGGACUUGCAAGCCGAAGAACACUAUUCCAACCGUGAAGCACGGGGGUGGCAGCAUCAUGCUGUGGGGGUGCUUUGCUGCAGGAGGGACUGGUGCACUUCACAAAAUAGAUGGCAUCAUGAGGAAGGAAAUUUAUGUGGAUAUAUUGAAGCAACAUCUCAAGACAUCAGUCAGGAAGUUAAAGCUUGGUCGCAAAUGGGUCUUCCAAAUGGACAAUGACCCCAAGCAUACUUCUAAAGUUGUGGCAAAAUGGCUUAAGGACAACAAAGUCAUGGUAUUGGAGUGGCCAUCACAAAGCCCUGACCUCAAUCCUAUUGAAAAUAUGUGGGAGGCCUAUAAACCUGACUCAGUUACACCAGCUCUGUCAGGAGGAAAAUUCACCCAACUUAUUGUGGGAAGCUUGUGGAAGGCUACCCGAAACAUUUGCCCGAAGUUAAACAAUUUAAAGGCAAUGCUACCAAAUACUAAAUGAGUGUAUGUAAACUUCUGACCCACUGGGAAUGUGAUGAAAUAAAUAAAAGCUUAAAUAAAUAAUUAUCUCUAUUAUUAUUCUGACAUUUCACAUUCUUAAAAUAAAGUGGUGAUCCUAACUGACCUAAGACAGGGAAUUUUUACUAGGUUUAAAUGUCAGGAAUUGUGAAAAACUGAGUUUAAAUGUAUUUGGCUAAGGUGUAUGUAAACUUCCGACAUCAACUGUACAUACAAAACCCCAUAAUGACAAAGCAAAAACAGGUUUUUAGAAACUUUUGCAAAUGUAUUAAAAUUUUAAAAUGGAAAUAUCACUUUUGCAUAAGAAUUCAGACCCUUUACUCAGUACUUUGUUGAAGCACCUUUGGCAGCGAUUACAGCCUUGAGUCUUCUUGGGUAUGAUGCUACAAACUUGGCACACCUGUAUUUGGGGAGUUUCUUCCAUUCUUCUCUGCAGAUCCUCUCAAGCUCUGUCAGGUUGCAUGGCUGUGUGCUCAAUUUUAUACACCUGUCAGCAAUGGGUGUGGCUGAAAUAACCGAAUCCACUAAUUUGAAGGGGUGUCCACAUACUUUAGUAUAUACAAUGUAGCUUACAUAAACUAAAGUCUGUUGUUGUUCUCUCUGGAUGGAUGGUCAGUGGUGUUUUCCUUUGAUCGGUCUUGAAAAGGAUUGUAUUAUUCUAUCACUAUUGCUAAAGCAUAAGGCAUGGGUUACUCUCACCCCUGGUGUCUGUUGGUGAGCUCUAUUGUGGAGACAGAACAAGGAAGAAGUGAGGGACAAGUGAGGGGUGAAGGACAGACAGGCAGAGGAGAUAAAGGGGAUGUAGUGUGAGAGGAGCCUGUUAAAGUGACCUGUGGUCAGUCACGUUGCAGAUCAAUAGAGUAUCAUGGUCUCUCAUCGAUGGCAGGGAGCUCAUGUGGUUUUAAAGUCCCAGCCACUCUGACCUGUUGUGGACCCAUGAGACAUGCUGCUGCCCUCUGCAACACACGCUGACAGGCUGCCCAUCAAUAAUGAAUAAAGUGGGACACGAAGAACAGGCAGCAGGGGGCAACUAGCGAGGAGGUGACAGUGUGUUUCACACUGCAGACAAUACAUCUCUUCCCCACUCACUUCUCUACUCCUCUCCUCUCUGCUUCUCAUCACAUAUUGUCAAAAGCACCCGCAGUGUCACACAUCUCUUUCCCCAGAAUGUCCCCCAUCGGUUUCUAAUCCGAAAUAAUAAUAUAAUGCCAUUUAGCAGACUCUUUUAUCCAAAGCGACUUACAGUCGUGCGUGCAUACAUUUUUGUGUAUGGGUGGUCCCGGGGAUCGAACCCACUACCUUGGCAUUACAUGCGCCAUGCUCUACCAGCUGAGCUACAGAAUCUGAGGUGAACCGAGUUAUGUUGGGACCUUAUGAGUGUAGCCUACCUGUAGCACCACAGAGGUCCUCAGUCAGUAGCAGCACUGUAACAGGACUACAGGAGGCUCAUCCAUCAAACAUGAAGCUCUGAUGUCAUCUGUGCGAUGGCCACCCUCAUGAUUUAUACAACGUUUUACUCAUAUAUCCGUUGUGUCUAAGUGUAUUAUGUAAACACAGUCAUACACAGUUAUACCAUGGGAAAAACAUGGAGUUAUCAAGUAACAACAAGGCCGACUUCAAAUGCCAUCAUCCAUAGGCAGCGUGUGAGUUUCAAGUUUGGGGAAGCAAUUUCUUCACCAUUUGCAUACUAAUGUAAGAUAGGCUACUAUUCUUAAUGUGAUGAGUAGAUUGCAUAGUCAUAAUUUAGGCUAAUAAUAUAACUCAGUCACUGUAAGCAAACCAGACAGUUCUGAACAAUGCAUACCUGAGCGCGUAGUGACAUAGAGUAGCACUAAGAGGUUUCUUCUCCUUUCUUUGCACAGGAAAAAUGUGGCCUUUUAUAAACACAUUUCAUGCAAUUCUACUACACUUAAUAUGACUGGAGACAGCAACAUCUUUUUUUAUAUGACACAAAUUAGUAAGUAGGCUACUCUGCUGACGCUGACAAACAGAUCAGUAGAAAUGACCUUGUCUUGAGUGCAACCAUCUACUGUAGGCCUAUGAAAAAGGGAGACACAAAUUGUACAGUAUGACAUCCAUCUAGCCUGGAGGAGGAAAUUAUUGUCCCCCCAAAAAAACGCUUAAAACAAUCCACAGCUCAUUUUUUUAAAUAACCUAAUGAUACUCUGUGGCCAAAUCAUGCUUUCUGGUAUUCUGAAUGAUUUUAUUCAUUUAUGUAUAGGCACGAGUCAUUCAAAAGCUAAUUUUGGCAAAUUUAAUUCAACUUACUUUAAGGGAAGCUUAUCUUAUCCUAGCCUAUUGGAUUCACUGCCUUUGCCGACAUCAAUGUAAAAGUAACCUGUGCAUAAAACAGCUGGCAUGCUUACAAGGCCGAGUUCAAAUGCUAACAUCAAAUUCAAAGCAAUCGAUGCACUGCCUAAACGGCUGACCGGCAAAGCAAACUGUCUGGCACUGUCUCUGCUCUCUGCUUUCUUAAAGUGAGAGAAAGGCGCGGAGGCUGGCAGUUACUCUCCGAAAGCCAGCCAAGCAAUAGGCUAAACAGCCUUCGCAUUUUAAUCGGGAUUGGAAUGAUUUGUCAACUUUUUUGUUGCCUACUUUAAAUAGGGUAUGGCAACUGCCCUGGGUGUGGGUAUGAGCUGAGAUGAGAUGAGGAGAGGAGUACAGUGAAAGAGGAUGUUCAGAGAGUUAUCAUCAGUAGCCUAGAAACCUUAGGUAGUUUUUUAAUGUGUGAUAUUGUGCAACCCAUGUUUAGAUAUGGCUGGGAGACAGACAUGAAAAGGCCAUCUGUGUCCUCCCGUGUGAUGUGGCAGCCAGCGUGGUGUCCCUAUCUUUUGGUGUUUAACUGUGUGGCUUUGUCACCAACUUUUGUGUCCAAACUGUCCAUGUUUUCCACUCCAUAAAAGGAGCACUGGUUCUAGUGGUGCACUGUGGUAAGUCGCAGACUAUUUAUACAGUAAAUGGGAACACAGACCUACAAUAGAGACUGGGUGUGUGAGUUUCUGCUUGCAGUUGUGUGACUAACUACAGUAGUCUGCCCGGUGUUAUACAUUUGUGUGCUGUAUGUAUAAAGUAGAUUCAUUGUAACACACACUUCAUUGUAACACACAGAUUCAUUGUGUCACUCACAGCCCACAAUGCAUCUACACCCACCUAAACGUUGUUAACGGUCAAUCCAUCGUCAUGGCAACUAUGCUCCUCAUCCCAUGAACUGCCUCCCCGCCCACAUAGGUCUCACGGCAACCGUCACUAUGCAACCCCCUCCUCCUUCUCAGUUUCUCCAUUUGUGAGGAUGCGGGGGCAGAGAAAGAAAGGAGGAUUAGAAAACCUGGAGUGAGAGAUGAUGAUACAGACAGAAAAAAUAUGAUUUAUUAGUAGAGUGGAGAUGUUGAGGUAGAGAGUGGAUUUCAGCAAAGCUUGAGAUCUGGACAGAGCUGCUAACGGAUAUUACAUUCUUAGAGAAGUCUGAUUAAACAUCAAUAGAGUAAAAGGAACUUGUCUUUAUACACAAGGUACAUCAGUACAGUAUAUCUUGUAGUUCAAACACAAGUUUAGAUACAAUACAUAAUAUAGUUAAAACACAAGGUACGUCAAUACAGUACCUCUUAUAGUGUAAACACAAGGUACAUCAAUACAAUACAUCAUAUAGUUCAAACACAAAAUAUAUCAAUACAGUAUCUCUUAUAGUUCAAACACAAAGUACAUCAAUACAGUACCUCUAAUAGUUCAAACACAUGGGUCAUCAAUGUGAAGUAUAGUACAAAUGUAACAGAUGUACACUUAUUGGCCACUACCAUUUCUCAAGUAACAAAAUCCACAUUCCAACUGAAAUCUUUAUCUGAACUGAGCUGCAGUAAGGUGAACAUUCCAGCAGGGGUCAGAGAUGUAUCGCUGUACAGCUGGCUCCAUUACAUAACAUGCUACGGUCCCCUGUGUUCAAACGGCCUUUCACAGUAUUGUGGCCUUGUUUCACCCUCUUUAUCAGGGAAUGUUUAUUUCUCGAUACAGAAAAUGCUGUUAAAAACCACUAUGACGUGUGUACACUGAUUCCUCUCCCCUGAUGUUCUGAUUGCUAAGGUGUUGUAACAUCAACACUCUGUUGCUAUUGCACAAAGAACAUAGUAUUCUCAACCUCAACUAAUGUGUCUACUGUGGCUGUGUAAGGAUCAUUGGUGUUCUGUUUCCAUAGUCCUCCAAAGUGUUCCUUCCUCCCUGUCAUAUAUUUUCUGUCAGCUCCACACCAACACAGGAAACCACUGCUUCUCAGGGGAAGAGAAUGAGAUAAACAGGAAAAAGGAGGACCAAAAAGAGAGAGAAAGAACAUACGUUUUCCAAAUUGUUGUACCCUAGUCCUACAGAACAUGUUGUAACCACUUAGGUAUUUUAAAAUGACGUUUGCCUGCCUCAUAGUCUGAAGAUAGCUUUCACCACAUACAUUUGCAUACUGCCAGUUUUAGUUUCCCUGUGACUCUGCUCUGUCAUUAUGUUUUCUUCAGGGAUUGAGAAAGAACCAUAGGGCAGCGCCUGGACAGAGGGGGUGUGGCAGGGAAGGAAGUCGAGGCAGGGGCAUGUGACUGUGGUGAAGUGGUUACUCACUGACUGACUGGCUGACUGGACUGGCUGACUGUUGCUACAUGGGAUAGAGAGCAGGACAGUGGAGUAGCUGUUGGAUUACCUGGUAGAUCAGGCCUGAGAAGACUGUUGGGCUUUACUGUAUAUGAGAGGCUGCUUGCUUAGGCUGUUUCUGUUUCUACAUGCCUAUGUGUUGUCUAUCUCUAUUUAUUUUGUGCAGUAGUUCAUUAUGUAGGUUACAUCAGACACGUGUGUGUUGUAGUACUGUACAGGCCUAGUAGAAGAAGUUAACGUUUAUAUGUAUAAGUGGUUGUUUCAUAAUCUAUUGUAUUUGUCAAUAGUACAGUCCUAUGCAUGCAUGCGUGUGAGCUUAUUGUAAAGACCAGGUCUUUCCGGUCAGGUAUGGAGUUAGUGGCAUGUGGCAGUGGAGUGUGUUUAUGGCUAAUGACUGCCGUAAUGUGAAAAUACCUGUUAUUUUCCUGUAUGACAGAGAGAGAAUGUGAGACAGAAAGAGAGAAAGACUCGCUGCUAAAAAGACAAAGAAAUAGUGAGAGAGAGAGAGAGAGAGAGAGAGAGAGAGAGAGAGAGAGAGAGAGAAAGGGCAGAGACCCUGUCACCUGCAGGACUUUGGUUCACAAGGCAGGAAACUUCACUUGAUUCUGUCAGCUCCAGUGGAAGGAACAUUGUUUUGAAGGAAUGGGUCAUGCUGAUCACAUGUUGUUUUAUAACCAUCGGUGUGACUGAAAGGUUUGCUGCACAUAAAAACACUUAUUUAGAAUAGCUGGAGUCAAUUAUGAUCUUUGUUGUGGUGAGAAGCUAAGUACAACGUGCCAGUGUGUGAAUGUGUGUGAGUAAGUUUGGUACUCUUCCAUCAUUUUUAUUUGUCAUUUAGCAGACACUCUUAUCCUGAGCGACUUACAGGAGCAAUUAGGGUUAAGUGCCUUGCUCAAGGGCACAUUGACAGAAUUUUCACCUAGUCGGCUCAGGGAUUAGAACCAGCAACCUUUCGGUUACUGGCACUACGCUCUUAACCACUAAGCUACCUGCCGCCCCAGCUACACAGGUCUAAUAUGUACAUGUAUGUGACUUACCUGUUAGUGACAAUACAUCUGUGUUUGGGGCUGGAGAUCGUUUGGGGCUGGAGAUUACUGGGCCAGGGUGUGCCCCCUUUUCAUCAAGCCCUUUCCCCUCUCAUUCAUCCUUCUGUCCCCAGUGUGGAAGCAGAAACCCAGUGUGUGGAGCCGCCAGGGGCCCACUCAGACGGCCCCUACAGCCAGACCACAGCGUACCUGCGUGGCACAGAGCGCUACAGUGAAAACAAUAGGGGUCCUGGUCCUCCAGGCCCCCGGGGGCUUCCGUGUGUGGCCCCUCCCAGCUCGGCUAGCCUUGCCUGGGCACUGCGAACACGUCAUCAGCCUGCCAGUCUGGCCCUCCGCAAGCAGGAGGAGGAGGAGAACAAGAGGUGCAAGGCCAGUCUCUCUGACAGCUAUGAGCUCUCUACUGACCUACAGGACAAGAAGGUACAUGUAGGCCUGCCCUGAGGUGUGGUUACAGUUGAGUGAGAGAGAAAGUGAAAGAGAAAGAGAAAGAACAAGCGUGAUAACAUGCAUUACUGGCAGUGAGUGUUGUGGUAGCCCUGUCUAUAACUGCUCUGUCCCCUGUUCUGUCUCCUCUUCCAGGUGGAGAUGUUGGAGAGGAAGUACGGUGGCUCCUUCGUGAGCCGCAGAGCAGCCCGGACCAUCCAGACGGCCUUCCGCCAGUAUCGUAUGAACAAGAACUUUGAGCGCCUCCGCAACUCGGCUUCCGAGAGCCGCAUGACGCGACGCAUCAUCCUGUCCAACAUGCGGCUGCAGUACUCGUUUGACGACCGCCAGGCGCAGCAGCAGGGGGCCGGAACACAGACAAACUUCACACACAGUGUGGGCAUUGGCCCUCCUCAUUCACCUGACACAGAGCGGACAGGAGACUACACACACCUGGAAGACUCCUUCUCCAAACAGGUCAGUCAGACAGCUGGUUCUUUAACUAUAGCAGUAAUAUGUUGAAUCGUGUGGCUGGUUAAAUUAAUCCUCAGUUGAAGAUUCUAUUAUAUUCUAUUCCUGUUGGAGUCUUUGUUUUGUCACACUGCCGGUUGAGUAUCUGUACCUUAUUACUGUACUGAGCUUACUUUCACUAUGUACAGGUGAAGUCCCUGGCUGACUCCAUAGAUGACGCCCUGACCUGCCGUGGCGGGCGGGAUGACUCCCAAGAGGGCAGCAGGGAGGGUGGAGGCAUCAGUGAUGACUUUGGGGAGUGUGUGUGGAGCAGCAGCAGUAACCCCUCAUCCCGGAGAGGCCUGGGUGAGAGAUCCCGGGGAGGGGGAGGAGGCCUCAGCAUGCACGGAGACAGCACAGCCACCUCCUACAGUGAUGUCACUCUAUACAUGGAUGACUGUAUGCCCUCCUCGCCCCUGUCUCUGGACCGGACCCCCAGCAGCACAGACACAGAGUACUGGGGCCCCAGGGGAGGCGUGGGGGGCCGUGAGGACAGCAGGGAUACUGAGGGAGGGGGUAGUAGUAAUAGCCGUCGCAGCACCCCCUGCACGGAGUGUCGAGACUACCGUCUAAGGGGCGCCCACCUGCCCCUGCUCACAAUCGAGCCCCCCAGCGACAGCUCCGUGGACACUAGCGACCGUUCGGACCGUGGGUCCCUCAGCAGACAGAUCUACGAGCAGGAGCCAGCGGGAGGAGCAGGCUCUCCUCAGGGAACACUCAAACACUCCCCUAACACUCCCCGCCCUGUCUCCACAGUCGCAGCGCAGGGCCAGACCCGGGCCCCUGGCCGGGGCCCCCCCCUGCCCACUCACAUCCCCCACCACGUGGCACACCACCAUCACCACCACCCUCACCACCACCACCAGUACCCAGACACCCCCUCGUCCUCCUCCUCCCCCCAGCAGCCCCCCACCACCCCCCUGUCCUCCUCCUCCUCUGCUGCGCUGCCCCCUGGUGGCCUUGAGCAGCCCUGUCUGUCUGACGGGGACAACGACUCUCUCAACUCCACCACCAACUCCAACGAGACAGUUAACUGCAGCUCUGGCUCCUCAUCUCAGGACAGCCUGAGGGAGCCCCUACCCCCUCUGGGCAAGCAGACCUACCAGAGAGAGAGUAGACACAGCUGGGACUCACCGCCAUUCAACAACGAUGUGGUGCAAAGACGCCAGUACCGCAUCGGACUCAACCUAUUCAAUAAGUAAGACAUUUGCAAUCCAUUAAUAUUUUACAUUUAAACUACAUAAAACAAACAGCCACAUAUCACAAUCAUAGAAAGUAAAACUUUCAAAAUAGGAAAAGUAGGAAGUCAGGAUAUAGUGUCACCGGGAGGGUAAGGGGAGUCGUUCUCUUUGUUGUGACUUGUCAUUUUCUGAUUGGUCUCUCUGGUUCUCAGGAAGCCAGAGAAAGGGAUCCAGUACCUGAUUGAGCGAGGAUUUGUGUCCGACACUCCGGUUGGGAUCGCUCGCUUCAUUCUGGAGAGAAAGGGCCUGAGCAGACAGAUGAUUGGAGAAUUCCUCGGCAACCGGCAAAAACAGUUCAACAAGGACGUACUGGAGUAAGUCUGGGAAUGGAGGAGAUACAUUUCUAUAAAUCUAUUCUAUCCUUUAAUUUUUAAUUUUAGGGUGUUACUAGUAGUUAAGGUUCUUGCUAAUAUGUACACUGAACGAAAAUAUAAACGCAACAUACAACAAUUUCAAAGAUUUUACUGAGUUACAGUUCAUAUAAGGAAAUCAUUCAAUUUAAAUAAAUUCAUUAGACCCUAAUCUAUGGAUUUCACAUGACUGGGAAUACAGAUAUGCAUCUGUUGGUCACAGAUACCCAAAAACAAAAGUAGGGGCGUGGAUCAGAAUACCAGUCAGUAUCUGGUGUGACCACCAUUUGCCUCAUGCAGCACGACACAUCUCCUUCGCAUAGAGUUGAUCAGGCUGUUGAUUGUGGCCUGAAUGUUGUCCCACUUCUCUUCAAUGGCUGUGCGAAGUUGCUGGAUAUUGGCGGGAACUGCAACAUGCUGUCAUACACGUCGAUCCAGAGCAUCCCAAACAUGCUCAAUGGAUUACAUGUCUAGUGAGUAUGCAGGCCAUGGAAGAACUGGGACAUUUUCAUCUUCCAGGAAUUGUGUACAGAUCCUUGCGACAUGGGGCCGUGCAUUAUCAUGCUGAAACAGAUGAUGGAGGCGGAUGAAUGGCAUGAUAAUGGGCCUCAGGAGCUCGUCAUGGUAUCUCUGUGCAUUCAAAUUGCCAUCGAUAAAAUGCAAUUGUGUUCGUUGUCCGUAGCUUAUUUUGUGCUCACAAUUUGAGAGAAAUAAGCUUUUUGUGCGUCAUGAAACAUGGGAUCAACACUUUACAUGUUGCGUUUUAUAUUUUUGUUCAGUAUAUUUUAUCGAUUUAUUUAAUUAAGAUGAAGGGAGGAGGGGUUUUUUUCAAUUGGAGAGGAUACAUGAUCUAUUCUUUCCUUUUUCUCUUGUAUUCAAGAUUUUGGAGUAUUAUUGUCAGUUAAUGUUUUGCUGAUAUUGAUUGCUUUGGUUGGUUUCUGUGUUUUGGCUUUGAAUUGUUAGUGCUGGUUUCGUGCUCAUUUUGUUUUGUUUUUCUAGUUCUGGGCCUUUUCUUUGUUGCUACUGCCCACAUCCAUCAGGCGUUUAGGUUUAGGUUGGGUGGCAUCCGGGGUACAAACGUGGAUAAGUAUGGGACAGGUGGAGUGUAUUGCACUCAGUGGUUAGAAAAGUGAUGAAGGUGCAAGAUGUACGAUUCUGGGAGGGGGGUGUUAGGGCUUUUCUCGAGAUGGGGGAAACUCUUUAUGGGAGAGACAAUGGAGGACAGUUACAUACAUUGGAAAUCUCAGGUACAGCUACGGUGCAUUCGGAAAGUAUUCAGACCCCUUUACUUUUUCCACAUUUUGUUACGUUACAGCCUUACUCUAAAAUUGAUGAAAUAGUUGUUUUCCCUCAUCAAUCUACACACAAUACCCCAUAAUGACAAAGCAAAAACAGGUUUUUAAGAAAUACAAAACUGAAAUAUCACAUUUACAUAAGUUUUCAGACCAUUUAGUCAGUACUUUGUUGAAGCACCUUGGCAGUGAUUACAACCUUGAGUCUUCUUGGGUAUGACGCUACAAGCUUGGCACACCUGUAUUUGGGGAGUUUCUCCCAUUCUUCUCUGCAGAUCAUCGCUGCACAGCUAUUUUCGGGUUCAAGUCUGGGUUCUGGCUGGGCCACUCAAGGACAUUCAAAGACUUGUCCCGAAGCCACUCCUGCGUUGACUUGGUUGUGUGCGUAGGGUCAUUGUCCUGUUGGAAGGUGAACCUCCGCCCCAGUCUGAGGUCCUGAGCGCACUGGAGCAGGUUUUCAUCAAGGAUCUCUCUGUACUUUGUUCCGUUCAUCUUUCCCUUGAUCCUGACUAGUCUCCCAGUCCCUGCCACUGAAAAACAUCCCCACGGCAUGAUGCUGCCACCACCAUGCUUCAGGGAUGGUGUUAGGUUUCCUCCAGAUGUGACGCUUGGCAUUCAGGCCAAAGAGUUCAAUUUUGGUUUCAUCAGACCAGAGAAUCUUGUUUCUCAUGGUCGGAGUCUUUUGGUGCCUUUAGGCAAACUCAAAAAAUUAUAGAAACCUGUUUUCGCUUUGUCAUUAUGGGGUAUUGUGUAGAUUGAUGAUUUUUUAUUUUUUUAAUCAAUUUUAGAAUAAGGCUACGUAGCAAAAUGUGGAAAAAGUCAAGGUGUCUAAAUACUUUCCGAAUGCACUGGAUAUCUAGCAGCUUUAUCAUCAUGGUACUUUUUGGCAGUAAUUUUACAGGCAUGAAUUAUGGUAAGUAUAAUUGAAACUUGUAUCUCAUUAUGGUAAGUGGUGAAAUAAAUAUAGCUAGUUAUAAUUGUAAUGGCUUAGCAGAUUGUAAGAAAAGACGAUCAGUCUUUACCUGACUAAAAGAGAAGGAAUAUAAUACAGUUGUGUAGUUUUUUUGCACCUUGCUCGAGGGGUGCUGUACUACUAUGGCUGACCCUGUAAAACAACACAUUUCACUGCACGUCUCUGGUGUAUGCGGCAAUAAAAACAUAUUUUGGGGGGAUAUCAAAAUGGGGCUUAGGGGGUGGGCAUGGUGGGGGCGUGGCCAUGGGCGUGGCCAAUGGUGCGGUCAAACAUUUUUUAGACUCAUUUCCUGCAAUUCUACACAUUUUGCCAUGUGGCGGAGAUAACCUUUUGCAGUUUUAAAGCACAUUUCCUGCAAUUCUACACAUUUUGCCAUGAGGCUGAGAGAAAAAUGUGCAGUGUUAAAGGACAUUUCCUGCAAUUCUACACAUUUUGCCAUGAGGCUGAGAGAAAAAUGUGCAGUUUUAAAUCAAAUUUCCUUCAAUUCUACACAUCUUGCCAUGGGGCUGAGAGGAAAUGUGCAGUGUUAAAGCAAAUUUCCUGCAUUUCUACACAUUUUGCCAUGGCUUAUGUUAUAUUUUUUAGUCAUUUAGCAGACGUUCUCAUCCAGAGCAACUUAAAGGAGCAUUUAGGGUUAAGUGCCUUGCUCAAGGGCACAUCGACAGAAUAUUUACCUAGUCGGCUCGGGGAUUCAAACCAAUUACAUUUUAGUCAACCAGCAACUUUUCAAUUACUGGCCCAACGCUCUUAACCACUAGGCUACCUGCCGCCCCGGCUUAUGCUGUCUGAGUGACUCAAACAUUAUAACAAAAUAAUUUAUUUGGAACGUUAAGCCAGACAAACUUCAACUUGCCUAUUUAUAUAAUGAAUAUGAGUUUGGGGGGCUGAAAUUAUUAAAUAUUAAAGCAUUAAACCUCUCACUAAAAGCUUCACUCAUACAAAAGUUCUACUUAAACCUAAACUGGUCCUCCAGUAGAUUACUAAGAAAGGCUGUUUAAAUAUUUACAACUUCUCACAUUCGGUUAAUUGAAACAAGCCAUACAAAGCUGGUUACAAUUUCAAUUUCAUCCUCCAGAUAAGACAGAACAAAUAUUACAACAAAUAUUAUGGUUAAACUCAAAUAUACUGAUUGAUAAAAAUAAAUAAAAAAGCAUUCUUUAUGGAUUUUAUUUCAUUGUAUUAUAUUUAUUAAUGAUAUUAUGAAUAGGAAUGGUGGAGUUAUGUCACACAUGCAGCUAUCCAAAAAUAUAUGGGAAUGUUUGCUCAAUCCAAAGUUACAACCAACUGAUUGCAGCAUUACCGCAGAAAUGGAGGAGGCAUGUGGAAGGGGGAGAAGGUAGGGAACUUGUCUGUCUGCACUAUAUUAAAGACCAAAAUUGAGGGGGAAAUAUUGGCAUAAAUAGAAAUAUAAACCAGUUUCAUUUGAGGACCAAAAUGUUGACAGCUGUGCCAUAAAGGUUGCAAAAUAGCUGGGGAGAGAUUUUCCAUGUACCGAUUUCAGGCACAUGGUGUAUGAACUGAAAAACACAUGAUUCAACACAAAAUUCUUGCCACCAACAGAAUGUUAUAUGCAGUAUAUACAGUGGCUUGCAAAAGUAUUCACCCCCCUUGGCAUUUUUCCUAUUUUGUUGCCUUACAACCUGGAAUUAAAAUUGAUUUUUGGGGGGUUUGUAUCAUUUGAUCUACACAACAUGCCUACCACUUUGAAGAUGCAAAAUCUUUUUUAUUGUGAAACAAACAAGAAAUAAGACCAAAAAAACAGAAAACUUGAGCGUGCAUAACUAUUCACCCCCCCAAAGUCAAUACUUUGUAGAGCCACCUUUUGCAGCAAUUACAGCUGCAAGUCUCUUGGGGUAUGUCUCUAUAAGCUUGGCACAUCUAGCCACAGGGAUUUCUGCCCAUUCUUCAAGGCAAAACUGCUCCAGCUCCUUCAAGUUGGAUGGUGUACAGCAAUCUUUAAGUCACACCACAUAUUCUCAAUUGGAUUGAGGUCUGGGCUUUGACUAGGCCAUUCCAAGACAUUUAAAUGUUUCCCCUUAAACCACUCGAGUGUUGCUUUAGCAGUAUGCUUAGGGUCAUUGUCCUGCUGGAAGGUGAACCUCCGUCCCAGUCUCAAAUCUCUGGAAGACUGAAACAGGUUUCCCUCAAGAAUUUCCCUGUAUUUAGCGCCAUCCAUCAUUCCUUCAAUUCUGACCAGUUUCCCAGUCCCUGCCGAUGGAAAACAUCCCCACAGCAUGAUGCUGCCACCACCAUGUGGGGAUGGUGUUCUCUGGGUGAUGAGAGGUGUUGGGUUUGCGCCAGACAUAGCGUUUUCCUUGAUGGGCAAAAAGCUCAAUUUUAGUCUCAUCUGACCAGAGUACCUUCUUCCAUAUGUUUGGGGAGUUUUGGUGGGCGGCCCUCUCUUGGCAGGAUCUGUACUUCUCCACAACUUUGUCCCUGACCUGUUUGGAGAGCUCCUUGGUCUUCAUGGUGCCGCUUGCUUGGUGGUGCCCCUUGCUUAGUGGUGUUGCAGACUCUGGGGCCUUUCAGAACAGGUGUAUAUAUACUGAGAUCAUGUGACACUUAGAUUGCACACAGGUGGACUUGAUUUAACUAAUUAUGUGACCUCUGAAGGUAAUUGGUUGCACCAGAUCUUAUUUAGGGGCUUCAUAGCAAAGGGGGUGAAUACAUAGGCACGCACCACUUUUCCGUUAUUUAUUUUUUAGUACUUUUUUUCAUUUCACUUCACCAAUUUGGACUAUUUUGUGUAUGUCCAUUACAUGAAAUCCAAAUAAAAAUCCAUUUAAAUUACAGGUUGUAAUGCAACAAAAUAGGAAAAGCGCCAAGGGGGAUGAAUACUUUUGCAAGGCACUGUAUGUAAAAUGUAAGUAAAAUGUACUGUAUGUGUAACAAAAGUGUAAAACAAAAAUGUAAAACUUUUGUCCUCCGAAGCGGGGGGGUGUGGGGGAUGAUGGAUGGGCCAAUUAAAAGUUGUAUUUAAAAAAGUCCUUGGAGAGGCUACUUUUACAGUGUUGACUGUGUGUGUUGUAGUUGUGUGGUGGACGAGAUGGACUUCUCGGGGAUGGACCUUGACGAUGCUCUGAGGAAGUUCCAGGCCCAGAUCAGAGUUCAAGGAGAAGCCCAGAAAGUAGAGAGGCUCAUAGAGGCUUUCAGGUGUGUAUACUGUAUUCCUGUUUACGUGUUCAAUAGUCUUGCUUUGCCAAACUCAUGGUUCUAUUGCGUUGUUAGAGUGAUAGAGAAUGUGUGUUGUUUUAGGAAGUCCCUCUGAAAUCUACUCUACUACUCUCUCUUUUAAGAUUUUACAACAUAUUCUUCUUUCUCCCCAGUCAGCGGUACUGUGUGUGUAACCCAACGCUGGUCCGCCAGUUCCAGAACCCAGACACAAUCUUCAUCCUGGCCUUCGCCAUCAUCCUCCUCAACACGGAUAUGUACAGCCCCAACGUUAAGGCAGAGAGGAAAAUGAAGAUAGAGGACUUCAUCAAGAACCUCAGAGGUGCCGUUGGAACAAACACAUCCAUACACAUGCGCACAAACAAAAUACUCACGUAACAUUAAACUUAGCAUAUGGCUCCCCUUGGUGUUGGGAGAAAUACAAUUCUCAGGCUGGCCCCCAGACUAUAAUGUAGCAGCGUACUGUGAUCAAUUAUGACUAUUGCCACUGCAUUUGUCUCAUCCUUUUGGCUUGUAUGAGUUCAUGGUCAUGACUCAUGCCCCUCAUACCUCCCAGAUAAUGCAAGUCUUGAGUCUUUCAAUCAAAUAGUUAUUUCAAUCAAAUUAGCAAAAUAAUUGAAUACAGCAGGAACUAGACUGGUGCAUUUAUACAUGAACACAUAACAGCCUCUCUCUUUCCCUGCAUGUAUUUUAGGAGUGGACAACGGCCAGGACAUUCCCAGGGACCUGUUGGUUGGGAUCUACCAGCGCAUCCAGAAGUGGGAGCUAAGGACCAAUGACGACCACGUGUCCCAAGUGCAGGCAGUGGAGAGAGUCAUAGUAGGCAAAAAGCCUGUGAGUUGUCUGGGCUUGAAAUGUAACUGUAGCCCCGUGUCAUGUACCUGUUUAGCUUGCGAGGAGCUGUGUAGUACUAGCUGUUGUUGCUAUGUGUUACAGCUUUGCCAAGCUGUAAUACUAGUUCAUUCUUUGUGUUACUGCUCAGCCUUAAGGAGAUUUAAUACUAAACUAGUUUUAUUUUUGUGUUUUGUGUAGGUGAUGUCUCUGCCACAUCGCAGGCUGGUAUGCUGCUGUCAGCUCUAUGAGGUGCCUGACCCCAACCGACCCCAGAGGACAGGAGUUCACCAACGGGAGGUCUUCCUGUUCAAUGACCUGCUGGUGGUAAGGCUUCCUGUAACACGUCCUCAUCACAAUGGGAACUCCUAUGAGAGCCUCCUACUAUGGCUAUGUAAAGUUGGAGACCACCAGGCUAUCCUAAACAAUGAUUUCCUCUUUUCCCCUACCUUAACAACCAUAUCUUCUCCAUGUGCUUCCUCAGGUGACUAAGAUUUUCCAGAAGAAGAAGACUUCUGUGACGUACAGUUUCAGACAGUCCUUCCCUCUAGUGGAGAUGCAAGUCCACAUGUUCCAGAACUCCUGUGAGACCCUGUUCCCUUCUCUGCCUGCUCCUCAUAUUCUUUACUCAACUUAACCAUCCAUCUAGAUACUACAUUAACUGUCUCCUCUGUACACUAGGAAACCCUUUUGCUCCCUUCACUCUGUGUGUGUGUGUGUAUCUAUAUGUAUAUGCCUGUCAUCAUAGAUCAUAAAGUUAACAGCCAUAUGAUACAUUUUGUGUUUUUAUGUUCCUCUCUGUCUGUCACCCAGACUACCUCCACGGUAUCCGCCUGACCUCAGCGGUGCUGGGUGGGGAGAGUAAGAUCCUUAUCGUGUUCAUGGCACCCAGUCAGCAGGACCGCACCCGCUUUGUCAGUGACCUGAGAGAGAGUAUAGCUGAGGUGCAGGAGAUGGAGAAGUACAGAGUAGAGUGUGAGUACACCUCCCCCUGUUGGUCAUUAUGGGGAACUACGGCUGUUUGUGUAUUGGUGUGUGGCUCCAUGGUGUAACAGAGUGGCUAUUGCUUUCCUGUAUCUUACCCUGUCCACCUGUAAGUGAAAAACAGGAAGAAAGACAGUGAUAUUAACUAUUUCUAAUGUCAAUCUCUCUUUCGAUCUCUCCCUCUCUCUCUCCUUCUCUACGUAGCUGAGUUGGAGAAGCAGAAAGGCGUGAUGCGGACUGGCCUGCUGACCGGCUUGGUUGUAGGCGGAGUGGGGGUGAAGGGUGAGGUGGUGAACGGCACCCUGGGAAGGCCCAGUCUAGAUGACAACUACUCUGCAGGAGAGGGACUGAAACGCUCCGCGCUCAGCUCAUCUCUCCGAGACCUAUCAGACGGAGGUGAGACACAUACACACACAUACACACACACACACACACAUACACACACAUGCGCGCACACACACACACACACAUACACACACACAGACACACAAACCAACACACAUACACACACUCAUACACACACAUAUAAACACACACACACAUAAACACAUACACACACAAACCACUCCCUCUUGAAAAUGGUGUCUUAUUCUAAUAAAAUACUCUCACUAAUCCUGCCGAUUGAUAGAGAUAUGCAAUAUGCUAUUUUUACUGACUGACUGGGUUCUUUAUAAGAAUUAACAGAAAUUCUUCAGACACUAGAGUCUAGACACUGAGAGGGUACCCUACCCAUGGGACUGCUUGAGAUUCUUCCCUUGCUUCGCCUCCUAGUUGCAUCGUGUUCUAUUUCCUCUGGCACAUGAAUACACAGUAUCUGCUGCAUCUCUGCAAGCUCACUCUGAAACAUUAUGUUACUGUAUUUCCCCUCUUCCGCAACCUGCCUCUUCCUGGCUGGGUGCAGGGAAACGUGGUCGCAGUAACAGUGUUGGCUCCCUCGACAGUACCAUGGAAGUAAGUCUGAAUGGACUAACUGAAUUGUGCACCUUCCCCUUUAAUGCGUAUCCCUCAAGCAAAGCCAUCCCAGUACAUACCUUUAAUAGAGCCAUAAAUGUGUCAUUCCCCUGGUCCUUGACCCUGACCCCUCAUUAGCAGGCUCUCUGUGUGACGUGUGUGACUGACGUGUGUGACUGACGUGUGUGACUGACGUGUGUGACUGACGUGUGUGACUGACGUGUGUGACUGACGUGUGUGACUGACGUGUGUGACUGACGUGUGUGACGGAUGUGUGCAUGUGUGUGUUCUGGAAUGUGUUUUGUAUGACCUGUAUGGCAUGUUCUUGUUCUCAACUCUUGUUCUUCUCCAUUCUUGCAUUGUUUGUUUGUUUCAUUGAUUUGUUGUUGGUGUGCAGGUGUUGUGAUGAUUGUAAAGUGACAUACUCAUUGCAGUGUUCCAGUGAUUUGUGAUAUGAUGUCAUACUGUAUGUAUGAGUUACUUCAUAUCAUAUCUUCUUUGCAGAGCUCCUCCUCAACUGACCUUCCUCUUCCUCAGGGUUCCAUCAUUAGCAGCCCCCGGCCCCACCAGCGUUACCCGGUUCCGGGCGUGGUCCCAGGCUGCUACCCUACAGAAGACUACCGGCCGCAUCGCCCCAUCCUGAGCCCCGGAACGGGGGUGGGGGGUGGGCCGGGGCAACAACACACCGCUGCUGGGAUGGGAGUUGGGGGGGUCCCCAGCAGUGUAGAGAGAGCAGGGGUGGGGAGCGGCCCUGGGGGGGGCAAUACGGGCUCCUUCCUGGGCUCUCUAUUCGGCAGCAAACGCGCCAAACCGCCAAGUCCCCUUAUACCACCGGGGCCACCCUACCCCGCCCCUGUCCCACCACCCACUACGGGAGGGCCCCCUCCUCACUCCCCUUCAUCUCUGUGCCAGUCGGAGGGGGGCCCUUCCAAGAUCCAGGCCCUGCAUGCGCAGUACUGCCACACGGCCGCUGUGCAGCCCCCUCCCCCCUACUACCAUCACCAUCGCUACCACGUCCAAGCUGGCCCUCCUCCCUUGCCAGGCGGGGGCGUGCCCCCUCAUAUCCUUCAGAGAGGGCCGCUCCCCUGUCGCCCUCCUAUUGGCCCCCCUCACGCCCAGCUCCAGCAGCUGGCCCAUCUCUCCCAGUUUUCCCAGCAUGGCAUGCAGGGUCGCUACGGCAACAUAGCGGUGGGCUGUCCUCCCCCCCUUUCUCCUCACUCCCAACAUUCCCAGAACCCCCAGUUCGCCCUGUACCACACGCAGACCACACAAUCUAUCAGGGGGGGCGCUGUGCCAAGCAAACCUCCUCUGACUUUGUCUCACUCCCACCCGCACCCCCACGCACACUCCCACACCCACCCCGGGCAUCCCCUCAGUGCCGCGCCACACCCCACCCCCCACCCACAUCAGUCUCACUUCAUUUUUGGCACGCUGCCCCACCAACAUCAGCACCAGCAGCCGCCCGCCUCCGUCAACGUCCAUCACGCCGCGUCCGCCGCCCAGUAUCAGCCCCUGUACCCUCCUCUCUCUUCCAUCCCCCCUCCCCCCCCCCCACUCCCCUUUACCCCCCCCUUCUAUCCCCCUUACCCCUCUUACCCCUCUCUGCCCUCACCCCCCCCAGCACCCCGGGCAGCCUCAGCAGGGGCCCCAGGUGACGGGGGCUGGGGCGACUGGCACAGGGGGCAGCUCCAAAUCCAAACCUAUCAACCGGAUCAGCACGGUGGUGUGAGGAACAGAACGUGGGGGCACAGAGGGCAGAGGUCAGAGGGCACGAUGGAGGAAGUGGGCGGAGCUAGGGCCAGGGCUAGUAGAGGUGAGCAGGACAGCAGUAGCAGUAACAACAGCGCCAGUGACAAGAAGAAACGCAACUUAUUUCGCCUCUGCUACUUUCACCUCCGCUUCCCACACAUGUAG
Coregonus sp. 'balchen' is the source of this 40140-nucleotide messenger RNA. The record is from the annotation of a GenBank genome assembly. NCBI's taxonomy places the organism in Eukaryota, Metazoa, Chordata, Actinopteri, Salmoniformes, Salmonidae.